AUAAACGCAGGGGAAAAGGGCAAAUUGGAUAGCUUUACAUCUGUAGGGCAAAGAACAGGGGAAAACUUUAAGAUCGGUUUUGAGCAUUGAUUUAUGGAAAUUUUGAAGCUUCCAUGGUUGAUACUGAAAUGAUUGGUAAUGGGAGUAAAUAGGUAGCAACUUGGGUGUCAAAAAGAGAAAACCUUUCAAACUCCACCCUCCAAAAAUCCACGCUCUAGGAUCCCUACAAUCAAGCUCCCCUCAAAAACCAAACAAAUAAACCUCUCCUUUUUCCAGGGGGAAUCCUAAAUCCCAAUCCUUUACAAAAAAUAAUAAGACGACAAAUGGAGGAUUGCAUGAGGGUCUGCAUGAGAAAGCUAGCGCUUUGGUUCACCAAAACGUUCAAACCCCUCAUGACGCACGACGAGCUCGAGCCCAUCAUGGCUACCAUGGGCUUCGUCGGCCUCCCGCCCGUCCAGGGAACUUCCGCGGUCGCCUGGAAGGAGUACGUCCACACGGCGUCCCCGGGGCUUUCCUGGCGCUCCAAGUCUUCGUAUUGCUUGGGCUCCACGGCAGGUGAAUCACCUACGACGACGCCGCCGCCCAGACCGAGGCUGCCAUACCCCAGGAUCGAUGGGCUCCACAUUUACACCUACCGCGCCUUCAUUGACGCCGUUAACUUCUAUCUCGAGAUGUGCGAUAUCUCUGAACUCUUCCACAUUAGGGGGAUGCCUCUUCAUCGGAUUCAUGACCGAAACAGGAAGUGGCGAUGCAUGGAAGAAGAUGAUAGUGUCUUUGUCUACAGGGAAGGAACACUGGAACAAACAACAUAUAACUUGUAUCACUUCAACAAGCCAAACUCCAGUUGCAACGGCCACAGUUCCAUAGUCAUUCGUGACAAAGGGAACACCAUCCCGGUUAGCUGCAUUGUCCCAUUGAAGGAUAUUAUAGUGUGGCUAGAAAGAUGCUAGGGAAGGGAACUUAAGCAUAAACACCUAUAUACAUAAAUCUUCACUUUGUCUUAAAACUUUUUACAGAAUAUUUGGGAUUCUCUCUUGCCGGUAAGGCUCACAUUUUUGUCAUAGUAUUGAUAUUAUCCACAGCUGUUUUCUUCAA
This is a messenger RNA of Theobroma cacao (cacao), 1095 nucleotides long. Its product is annotated as tubulin-tyrosine ligase. NCBI's taxonomy places the organism in Eukaryota, Viridiplantae, Streptophyta, Magnoliopsida, Malvales, Malvaceae. The record is from RefSeq and is a predicted model, not a curated record.